GUGGGAGCGCAGUGGGCAGGGCUGGCUCACAGGGGCUCCAGGGCUCCUCAGGGUGCCUGACCUGGGCAAGCGCAGGGCGAACCGGUGUCAGUGACUCUGCUGGGAUAAAGCCGCACCGCCUCGCACUGUCUGCCAGCCGGUGUGAACGUGGCAGGUUUCGUUAAAACACUGUUUCAACCGGCUUUUUGAUCAAGUGUGUGAAAGUCAUCCUUGUUUCACGCUCGUGUGGCUGAGAGGGGCCGGAAGAGAAAGAAGGAGAAACAGGACAGGGAAUGGACUGAAAAAGGCUGCAAGGACAUUCUGUGUUACUGAAGGAAGGUACUCCAUUUUUGGAGUGACUUAUGAUGUCAAGAACUGUAUCAUCCUGGGUUUUAAGCUCAGCCAGAAACAGCAUUAUUUUACAAGGGAAAGGACGUCAGUACUCCAUCUGUAUCCCAAACAGAAACAAGAUCAAAUGGAAGCUUGUUUUCUCCAAAACAUGUCCCUACCGUGCUGGGAGCUGCAGCUUAGACAGAACUUUCUCCUUUCCCAAAGCAUUCCGGCACACUUCCACCGAAGAGGAACAUCUUGCUUUCCAGUUGUCUCCGUCACAAAUCAACGACAUACUCCGAGCGGGCGAACUGUCCCACAGAACGCUGGGUUUGAAUGGCAAGAACACAAAUUCCGUGCUGAGGUUUGAAAGCAACCAGCUGGCCUCCAACAGCCCAAUAGAGGACCGGCGGAGCGCGGCCACGUGCCUGCAGACGGCGGGGAUGAUGUUCGGCGUGUUCGACGGCCACGCGGGCGCCGCCUGCGCCCAGGCCGUGAGCGAGAGGCUGCUGCACUACAUCGCCGUGUCCCUCCUACCCCGCCAGAGCCUGGAGGAGAUCGAGCUGGCUGUGGAGGCCAUGAAGCCGGUGCGGCCCAUCCUGCAGUGGCACAGGCAUCCCAGCGAUGUGGAGUACCAGGAAAUCACCUCGCAGUACUUUGAGAACCUCCGCGUUUACUGGCAGCACUUACUGGACCUGGAUGCUGAGCCGGGGUUUAGCUUGGAAGAAGCCAUGAUUUGUGCAUUCAAAAGGUUAGACUCAGACAUAUCACUGGAAGUUCAGGCUCCUCAGGAAAAUGAGUUGAUGAGAAAUAUUGCCCUGCAAGUGGCUUUUUCUGGUGCAACAGCCUGUGUAGCUCACAUUGACGGUGUUCAUCUACAUGUGGCAAACACUGGUGAUUGCAGAGCUGUUUUAGGGGUCCAAGAAGAAGAUGGAACAUGGUCCACCGUACCUCUAACCCGAGACCACAAUGCCUAUGAUGAAUUUGAAAUUAGAAGAUUGAAGAGAGAACAUCCUAGAUCUGAGGAGAAAACCCUAUUUGUGAAUGACAGAUUACUGGGGAUUCUCAUGCCCUCCAGAGCUUUUGGAGAUGUGCAAUUAAAAUGGAGUAAAGAAUUACAACACAGCAUUCUCGAAAACAGCUGUGAUGUUGAGGCUCUAAACAUUUAUCAGUACGUUCCUCCAAACUACCAUACCCCCCCUUAUUUAACUGCAGAACCUGAAGUCACAUACCACAAGUUAAGAAGCAAGGAUAAGUUUCUCGUUAUUGCAUCAGAUGGGCUAUGGGAGAUGCUGAGUAAUGAGAAGGUUGUACAGCUCGUUGCUGGACACCUUACAGAGCUCAACAUGCAGAAACCACCACUGACUUUUAAGAAACCAGUUAAUUUGGGUUACAUGCACAACUUGUUGCUGCAGAGGAAGAGCAAAGGCCUGGCCUCCCUGGACCAGAACAUCGCCACCCAUCUGAUCCGGCACGCCAUCGGCAGCAACGAGUACGGCGAGGUGGACCCAGAGAAGCUGGCUGCCAUGCUCACCCUGCCUGAGGACCUGGCCAGGAUGUACAGGGAUGACAUCACUGUCACCGUGGUGUACUUCAACUCAGAAGCUAUUGGAGAGUACUACAGGAACCAUGAGUAGAGCCUUGCACUGCUGCAGUUCGAUACCACUAGGGAACUUCCAUACCGAGCCAUUCCUCUCUCUCUGGUAGUCCAGCUGCUACCAGUUCCUUAACCUUUUUGUUACUUACUGGCUUUGAAAAUAACUUUCUAAAAGGUGAAAUUUCCCUGGGUUUCCAGGUUUGUAUACACUGAAGAAAAAAUGUUUUCAUAAAACCUCACUGAAAUGUGACUGAACUAAAGAUUGUGGACCAGUUCUGAUUCCAUGAGAACCUCUGGUAAAACUUUCCAAUGGACAAACAAGGCAUAUUUCACUGAGAGUGGUACAGUUUAGUAGAGAUGGAUAAUAGGUGUAGCUGCAUGGAGUGUCAGGCUCUGCUCUUGUGGAGAACAAGUAGCAUCCUUUUGAAGCACUGUAACUGAAUUAAAUAAAUUAACUACCAAACCUUU
Catharus ustulatus (Swainson's thrush) is the source of this 2374-nucleotide messenger RNA. It is a transcript of the gene PDP2, whose product is annotated as pyruvate dehyrogenase phosphatase catalytic subunit 2. Gene Ontology annotation, molecular function: cation binding; protein serine/threonine phosphatase activity. Bases 342 to 1946 code for a protein of 534 amino acids. The record is from RefSeq and is a predicted model, not a curated record. The transcript is spliced from 2 exons. Lineage: Eukaryota; Metazoa; Chordata; Aves; Passeriformes; Turdidae. Gene Ontology annotation, biological process: protein dephosphorylation.